Messenger RNA from Colletotrichum gloeosporioides, 1545 nucleotides. RefSeq lists its product as uncharacterized. Lineage: Eukaryota; Fungi; Ascomycota; Sordariomycetes; Glomerellales; Glomerellaceae. The transcript has 2 exons. Gene Ontology annotation, cellular component: mitochondrion. Bases 1 to 1545 code for a protein of 514 amino acids. The record is from RefSeq and is a predicted model, not a curated record. Gene Ontology annotation, molecular function: protein-arginine omega-N symmetric methyltransferase activity.
AUGGACUCUCCUCUCGUCACCCGUCUCUUCCGCGAGCUCUUUCGCCGCCCGGCAUGUCAAUCCCGCAGGCAAUGCACCACCGCCGCCGCCGCCGGCUCUCUGCCGACCCUCCGUCACAGCACCCAGAAUGCCGCUGCCGCCGCAGCACAACCACAACAACGGCGGCACUACGCCGUCAAGACAUCGCAACCUAGAGGCGAGCGGACAAACGAGUCCAAAUGGCAACAGCGCACAUCACUCUUCCCCAGCGACCGCACCGAAGAAUUCGAUACGUAUCCGACCCUGACCUCCGCCGAACUGGCCGCCCGCUCCACCCGCCCGCGCAAGGUCAAGAUGCUCACCCGCGACUUCAUCGAGGACAGCCUGUACAACCCGGCGUAUGGCUACUUCUCCAAACAAGCCGUCAUCUUCUCCCCCGGCCAGCCCUUCGACUUUCCCGCCUUCAAAGACGAGCCGCAGUUCUACCGCGAGCUGGGCAGGAGGUACACCGAGUUCGAGGACGACCUUGACGAGCGCGAGGGGGUCAACGACGCCCGGCCGCUGUGGCACACCCCCACGGAGCUGUUUCGGCCGUACUACGGCGAGGCCAUCGCGCGGUACCUCGUGUCCAACUACCGCCUGACGACGUACCCCUACCACGACCUCAUCAUCUACGAAAUGGGCGCCGGCCGCGGCACGCUGAUGCUCAACAUCCUCGACUACAUCCGCGACCUCGACCCGCAGGUAUAUGCCCGCACGCAGUACCGCAUCAUCGAGAUCUCGCCGGCCCUGGCGUCGCUGCAGAAGCAUCACCUGCUGUCCACCGCCGACUCGAGGGGCCACGCUUCAAAGGUUGAGAUCAUCAACAAGUCCAUCUUCUCGUGGUCCGAGAGGGUGCCCUCGCCGUGCUUCUUCGUAGCCAUGGAGGUCUUUGACAACUUCUCCCACGACUGCGUGCGUUACGACCUGGCGACCGAGGAGCCGCUGCAGGGCUCCGUCCUGGUCGACGGCGACAACGACUUUUACGAGUUCUACUCCCCGGACCUGGACCCCGUCCUCGCCCGCUUCCUCCGCGUGCGCGACGCCGCCACGGGCGGCCGGUAUCCGACACCGUACCCGGCGAACCGUCUUCUGCGCAACCUCAAGUCCCGCAUGCCUCUCAUGCCCAACCUCUCAGAGGCGGAGUACGUGCCCACCCGGCUGAUGCAGUUCUUCGACGUGCUAGAGAAGUACUUCCCAGCGCAUCGUCUCGUGACGAGUGAUUUCCACUCCCUCCCGGACGCCAUCCCGGGUCUCAACGCGCCUGUUGUCCAGACUCGCUACGAGCGGAAGACGGUGCCCGUCACGACGCCUUUGGUUCAUCAGGGCUACUUUGACAUUAUGUUCCCCACAGACUUUCAUGUCAUGGAGACCGUGUACCAGGCCAUCACAGGUAAGCUCACGAGACUCAUGUCGCACGGCGACUUCAUGAAGCGAUGGGCGUUCCUCGAAGACACCCAAACGCGUAGCGGGGAGAACCCCCUCCUGAGCUACUACCAGAACGCUAGUGUUCUGGUCACUGUAUAA